Leucoraja erinaceus (little skate) is the source of this 3722-nucleotide messenger RNA. RefSeq names its product protein O-GlcNAcase. Gene Ontology annotation, molecular function: beta-N-acetylglucosaminidase activity. The record is from RefSeq and is a predicted model, not a curated record. The coding region runs from base 1 to 2874 and encodes 957 amino acids. Gene Ontology annotation, biological process: glycoprotein metabolic process. NCBI's taxonomy places the organism in Eukaryota, Metazoa, Chordata, Chondrichthyes, Rajiformes, Rajidae. The transcript has 18 exons.
AUGUUUGACUUUGAGUGCGGUGGGGAUUCGCCACUGACCUGCGAUCACAUGUGUUUAUUGACUCCACUUUACUUCGCUCCUUCUCCUCCCCCCGCGGCCCGUCUACCGAUGCUCAAGCCCCGUUGCCGCGGCAACCGCGCCGGAAACCAGUCGCCGUACCCGCUGUGUGACGUCGUGUUCCGAGCGCCCGUUGCUAGGGAGGAGAGUGGGGCUCGCCUCUCCGCUUCCGGCGCGCCGCCGAUGACGCCACGAGGUCCUCCGGGAGAUUCAUGGAUAAAACAACAGCCUUUCAUCUGUGGUGUAGUGGAAGGUUUCUAUGGCAGACCAUGGUCGAUGGAACAACGGAAGGUGCUGUUCAAAUGGAUGCAGAGGUGGGGCCUAAAUGUCUACAUGUAUGGUCCCAAAGAUGAUCUGAAGCACCGACUCUUGUGGAGGGAGACAUACUCUGUGGAAGAGUCGGCCCAGCUCAGUGCCUUGGUGUCUGCUGCCCGGGAAUGCGGAGUUGAGUUUGUGUACGCCAUCUCGCCCGGACAGGACAUCGCCUUCUCCAGCUCCUGUGACCUGGCCUUACUGAAGCAGAAACUGAGGCAGGUCAAGGAGUUUGGGUGCCGGGCCUUCGCCAUCUUGUUCGAUGACAUCGACCACACCAUGUGCCCCGCUGACAAAGAAGUCUUCAGCUCAUUCGCUCACGCGCAGGUGUCGGUGGCCAACGAGAUCUACCGGUACUUGGGGGAGCCUCCCGUCUUCUUGUUCUGCCCGACAGAGUACUGCGUCUCCCUGUGCUACCCGAGUCUCAAAGCCUCCAACUAUCUGAAGGUCAUUGGGGCCGACCUUCACCCUGGGAUCGGGGUCAUCUGGACAGGCAGCACGGUUAUCUCCAAGGAGAUCUCGGUGGAGUCGGUGGCGGACGUGCAGGAGGUGGUGAAGCGGCGGCCGCUGAUAUGGGACAACCUUCACGCCAACGACUAUGCCCAGAGACGCGUCUUCCUGGGGCCCUACAGGGGGCGCCCCGCCAGCCUGGUGUCCAAGCUGCAGGGUGUCUUGCUCAACCCCAACUGCGAGCUGGAGGCCAACUACGUGCCCAUCCACACCCUGGGCACGUGGCACAAGUGCGGAGUGCGGGCAGCAGCCAGCCGGGCAUUGGAUACUGAUGACGGAGCUGAGAGCGACCAAACAUACUGCCCCAAAGAGGCACUAAAAGUUGCACUGGCUGACUGGGUAAAGGAAGUCAACAGACCUUUGAACCCAAGCAGACAGCAGCUAAAGGAGGAACGGGGGCCGAGGCCGGAGAUCGGAUUGUCCGAAGAGGUCGCUCUGAACGGGAAGGUCGAGACGGGGGUCGGGAAGCCUGGUGACCCGCGGACACGGGGGAGCACGUCGAAGGCAGGAGGGACUGCGCCAUUAAGUAACCCUGAGGCAGCUGAGGGCCCUGAGGUUGACGGUAAAAGUCUUCACCCCGCGAUGGUCAGUGGCCAAGAGCCGGAGGGAGCGAGAGGUCCCGGGACCCGGAGAGCUCCAGAUAAAGGAGGGGUGGGGACCAGCCGAGCGAGGAGCGGGAACGCCGGGCCCGGGAAGGCGGCUGAGGAGGAGAUCCGCACGGCGAGGGUGGGAGGAGCAGCCGGACGUAGCCUGAACCUCAGCCCGGCCCACCUGUGCCUGAUGGUGGACCUCUUCCACCUGCCCUACCAGCACGGAGACGGGACGGCCAGCAAGCUCCGCCAGUUCCAGUGGCUCAAGACCAACGCCCACUAUGUGGGCUCCAACACCAAGAUAGACGGGCCGAAGGCGGAGGAGUGGAGAACUCUGGCACACUCGUUCCAGCUGUGGUGCGACGAGAUCGUCCAACUCUACCAGCACUUCAUGAGGAGCCCCAACAGGGCCAUUGUCUACGACCUUUACCCCUACCUCUGGGACAUCAGGAACACGCUCCUUGUGGUCAAGGCCUUUGUGAUGUGGCUGGAUGGACGAAUUGAGAAGAGCACCUAUUCCUUCCACUCCUGGAUGCAGUGCUUCCAAUGGUGCCGUACCAACAGUGCCGGUCACGUGUCGGCUACAGAGGGAGAGCCCUGGAUUUACAGAGGAGGGCUUGUGGGAGAGUUUCAGAUGAUGCUUCCGAUCACAAGCAGCAGCGAACUCUUCAACCAGCCUCCUCCAAUCUUUCCCACAGUGAAAGCAUACAGCGUCAGGCCCUUUGAACAGAGGGACAAGGUAUUUGGUUCAAAGCAGUGCUCUGGAGCACUGGACAGUGAAAAGCUUGUGUUGCGUGCUCACCAGUCAGCGGAAAGAUUACAGAGGGCACUGUAUUCCAUGUGCACAGAGAGUCUCAUCUGUACCUCGAGGGAGAAGGACCAUGAAAACUGCCACCCGGACCUGAUCGGAGACAGGUUUCUGGGCCGCUUCCUGACGUUAAGCCCAGGGUAUUGCUUUGUGCUGGAGGAUGAGCAUGGAGUUUGUGGCUGCGUAUCUGGAGCCCUGGACGUCAAGGCAUUCCUGAAGGGCGCAGAGGUAACCUGGCUUCCUGCAAUGCAGGAGAAAUACUCCAGACCAGCACCUCACAGGAUCCUAACUCCAACUCAGGAACUGACGAUGUAUUUCUACAGGAAGACACCCAGUUUCUCCGACUCGUUGCUCUACCACUUCCCUUCCCUGAUGCAAAUGGAUGUCCAUCCCAAGAUGGCGGAUCCCAGUGAAGCGUGGAACUUAGUUAUCUGUGCACUGUCUGCACUAAAGGCUAACGGUUCCCAGGGCCUGUUCUGCGAGCUCAACACCAGCGACAAGAAGGGGCUGGAGUUCCACCUCCGGCUGGGCUUCCUGGAGCUGCCAGGAGUAGAGCCGUCCACGCCACAGGGGCUGAUCCUCGGCAGGCUGCUGUGACCCCCUGGCGAGAUCACUCCCGGCUUCCCAGUCCAGCCCUGACACCAACUAAAAUGGUCUUUCUCCCCAACCCCCUUCUCUCUCUCCGCUGACUGACUUUAUUUUAGUGUUUAAAAAGGAACUGCAGAUGCUGGAAAAUCGAAGGUACACAAAAAUGCUGGAGGAACUCAGCGGGUGCAGCAGCAUCUACGGAGGGAAUAGGCAACGUGAAGGGCCAAAACCCUUCAUCAGACUUUAUUUUCGUUGUUGGAAGAAGGGUCUGGACCCAAAACGUCACCUGUUCCUUCUCUCCAGAGAUGCUGCCUGGCCCGCUGAGUUACUCCAGCCUUUUGUGUGUCUAGGUUUGCUAGGUAAUUGGCUUCGGUUGUAAAUUGUCCCUACAGGGAUCGCAGAUCGGCAUGGACUUGGAAACAUAGAAACAUAGAAAUUAGGUGCAGGAGUAGGCCAUUCAACCCUUUGAGCCUGCACCGCCAUUCAAUAUGAUCAUGGCUGAUCAUCCAACUCAGUAUCCUGUACCUGCCUUCUCUCCAUAUCCCCUGAUCCCUUUAGCCACAAGGGCCACAUCUAACUCCCUCUUAAAUAUAGCCAAUGAACUGGCCUCAACUACCUUCCACAGAAUUCCACAGAUUCACCACACUCUGUGUGAAAAUAAAUAUUCUCAACUCGGUCCUAAAAGACUUCCUUCCCUCUUAUCCUUAAACUGUGACCCCUUGUUCUGGACUUCCCCAACAUCGGGAACAAUCUUCCUGCAUCUAGCCUGUCCAACCCCUUAAGAAUUUUGUAAGUUUCUAUAAGAUCCCCCCUCAAUCUUCUAAAUUCUAGCGAGUACAAGCCGAGUCUAUCCAGUC